This is a messenger RNA of Ictidomys tridecemlineatus (thirteen-lined ground squirrel), 1330 nucleotides long. NCBI's taxonomy places the organism in Eukaryota, Metazoa, Chordata, Mammalia, Rodentia, Sciuridae. The record is from RefSeq and is a predicted model, not a curated record.
ACUAGGCCAGAAACAAGCGAAUGGGCUAGCGGUUGCUGGCCGGCCCAGCCCCCGCGGCGCCCACGUGCAGCGCCAGAGCCCGGGCCUCCUGGGGAGCGAUUGGCCCUGCAGCACCGUAUUCUGUGUGAAGGCUCUCUACCUCCAUGGGGCUGGUAAUGCCAAGGAACCGCGGGGUCUCUGAGAUAAGAGAACAAGACGCAGGACCCUGGCCCAGGGGUCCACCCAAGGACCAGGACUUGAGCCGGCGCCAACUCCUGCCCCGCGAGCGUCCCUGGCCAUUUGUGGGCGGGCGGGUUCGCAGAGGCUCUGGCCAGCACCCUAGGCCCGCCCGCCAUCAGCUGUAGCCGACAUGGAACCUGUGUCUAGCAACAUCCAGGUCCUGCUGCAGGCGGCUGAGUUCCUGGAGCGCCGUGAGAGAGAGGCAGAGCAUGGCUACGCGUCCCUGUGCCCGCAUCGCAGUCCGGGCCCCAUCCACAGGAGGAGGAAGCAACACCCGCAAGCUCCCGGAGCUCUGGACAGUGGGCGGUCUGUGCACAACGAGCUGGAGAAGCGUAGGAGGGCCCAGCUGAAGCGAUGCCUGGAGCAGCUGAAGCAGCAGAUGCCCCUGGGGACUGACUGUGCCCGAUACACCACAUUGAACCUGCUGCGUAGAGCCAGGAUGCACAUUCAGAAGCUAGAGGAACAGGAGCUGAGGGCUCGGCGGCUCAAGGAGAAGCUGCGCAGCAAACAGCGGAGCCUGCAGAGGCAGCUGGAGCAGCUCCGGGGGCUGCCAGUAGGUGAGAGGUUGCGAGCGGAUAGCCUGGACUCUUCAGGCCUCUCUUCUGAGCGCUCGGACUCGGACCAAGAGGAGCUGGAGGUGGAUGUGGAGAGCCUGGUGUUUGGGGGUGAGGCCGAGCUGCUGCGGGGCUUCAGCGCGGGCCAGGAGCACAGCUACUCGCACAGCACCUGUGACUGGCUAUGACGCUCACUACUCUGAUUGCCUUCUACUCACACUGGGCUGAGCCCACCAGGCAGCCCAGAGGGCUGCUCAGAGGCAUCAGUUGGAAUGGACUAAAAGGACCCUCGUGUGGGAACAGGUACUCCCCGUAACCUGCUACUGGCUGCCAGGCAGUCCCCACCGAUUGGGAGGAGGCACCCAGACCACCCCCAGAGCUCUGCAGGGCAGGCAGCUUGGGCCUGGGCUGCCUUUCCAGGCGUUUUUGUAGCACUUGGCUCUGCUGCUCCAGCAGGGGCAGGAAGCCUCUUGGACCCUCUUAUUCCUGAAUAAGGCCUCUGGCCUUUGCCCUACAUAUACUGUACAGUAUUUUCAUUAAAAGCUUCUUUCAUAAUU